CCGACUGAGGUAUCAAGGGGAGGGAUUGAAGCCCGGGCCCACGAUGAGUGGGUGUUGAAACUGGGAUUAUAACCCACAUUCUGAGGGAACACGCCCUCGUGUGAGAAAUCAGCCUCGGAGUCAUCCAGUCCAGGGAUUAUUUGCAAAACUCCGCUGUGAUUAAGGCGCUCGGACCCCCCGAAGGCCCUUGGUUCCCGUCCUGAGGCCCAGCGGCCGCGCCGGGAGCAUCGGGGAAUCGCCACCAUUCGGUGCUGUGGUGAGAAGAUGGCUUCGGAGGAUGAUGCGGGCGGGGAGAUCCCCGGCGGCAGUUUCUGGGAGGCCGGGAACUACAAGCGCACGGUCCAGCGCGUGGAGGACGGGCACCGGCUCUGCGGGGACCUGGUCAGCUGCUUUCAGGAGCGAGCCCGCAUUGAGAAGGCCUAUGCCCAGCAGCUGGCGGAGUGGGCCCGCAAGUGGAGAGGGGCCGUGGAGAAAGGGCCCCAGUACGGCACCCUGGAGAAGGCCUGGCACGCCUUCCUGACGGCGGCGGAGCGGCUGAGCGCCCUGCACCUCGAGGUGCGAGACAAGCUGCACGGCGAGGACAGCGACCGCAUCCGGGCCUGGCAGCGGGAGGCCUUCCACCGGCCCGUGCUGGGAGGCUUCCGAGAGAGCCGGGCCGCGGAGGACGGCUUCCGGAAGGCGCAGAAGCCCUGGGUGAAGCGGCUGAAGGAGGUGGAGGCUUCCAAGAAGAGCUACCACUCGGCGCGCAAGGAGGAGAAGACGGCGCAGACCCGGGAGAGCCACGCGCGCGCCGACAACGCUGUGUCCCAGGAGCAGCUGCGGAAGCUGCAGGAGCGGGUGGAGCGCUGCAGCAAGGAGGCCGAGAAGACGAGGGUCCAGUACGAGCAGACCUUGGCGGAGCUGCACCGCUACACCCCCCGGUACAUGGAGGACAUGGAGCAGGUGUUCGAGGGCUGCCAGGCGGCCGAGCGGCAGCGGCUCCUCUUCUUCAAGGACAUGCUGCUCAGCUUCCACCAGCACCUCGACCUCUCGAGCAGCGACAGGUUCCAGCAGCUCCACCGGGACCUGCACCAGGGCAUCGUGGCCGCCAACGACGAGGAGGACCUGCGCUGGUGGCGCGGCACCCACGGGCCCGGCAUGGCCAUGAACUGGCCGCAGUUCGAGGAGUGGUCUUUGGACACUCAGCGGACAAUAACCCGGAAGGAGAAGGGCAGCCGGAACCCGGAUGAGGUGACGCUGACCAGCAUUGUGCCCACGAGGGACGGCUCGGUGCCCCCCCAGUCCCCGGGGAGCCAGGGCAGGAAUGGGCAGGAUGAGGAGUGGUCGGAUGAUGAGAGUCCCCGGAAGGGGGCCAUGGGGGUCCGGGUGCGGGCGCUGUAUGAUUACUCGGGCCAGGAAGCGGAUGAGCUGAGUUUCAGAGCAGGGGAGGAGCUGCUGAAGAUGAGUGAUGAAGACGAGCAGGGCUGGUGCCAGGGGCAGCUCCAGAGCGGGCGCAUCGGCCUUUACCCCGCCAACUAUGUGGAGUGUGUGGGGGCCUGAAGGCUCUGCCAGCCGCGGGUCCCAGCUCAGCGCCCCUCGUGGCCAAGCUGCCCCCCCCUUUCCUGCCCCAGGAGCUGCAGGUCCCGGUGGGAAGGGCGGACGCCGGCGGGAAAAGAGCAGCUUCGGGAGGGCAGGGUUCUGACCCAGGGAGACCACCCGCAGGGCUGAGAGGCUCCUUGCCCUGCAGCACUCUGAGCUGAGGUGCCCUGCGCUUGGGCUCUCUGUGCCAAGGGGGCAAGCCGGACCGGCCUUACUCCCCUUUAACUAUGGUUUGUUCCUGACGUGCAUUAAACCUGACAAACAACCCUA
Messenger RNA from Antechinus flavipes (yellow-footed antechinus), 1848 nucleotides. RefSeq names its product protein kinase C and casein kinase substrate in neurons 3 (gene PACSIN3). The record is from RefSeq and is a predicted model, not a curated record. Gene Ontology annotation, molecular function: protein binding; phospholipid binding. The transcript has 11 exons. Gene Ontology annotation, cellular component: endosome; cytoplasm; plasma membrane. Gene Ontology annotation, biological process: plasma membrane tubulation; regulation of endocytosis; cytoskeleton organization. Lineage: Eukaryota; Metazoa; Chordata; Mammalia; Dasyuromorphia; Dasyuridae. The coding region runs from base 265 to 1539 and encodes 424 amino acids.